GUUUGCGAGACAGACGGCAAGAAAAAGGAGGAGAGCAGAGGGAGGGAGGAAGGAGCAUGUUUGAAAGAUGAGAACGGGAGAGAGAGAGAGCUCCUCUUAAGUCCUUCGAGCUGGCAGGGACCUCAUAACAGAAGACGAGGCUGUUUGCAGCUGCAUUACGGCCGAAAACAGGCAAGACACAGCAGAGGGUGUCGAAGAGACUCCAGUUAGAAGAAUUAUCACUGACCUAACAUGAUGGAGGUGGUCCUAACAAGACUGCGGGACUUCUCCUGCAAGACCUCCACCUUUGAUGACUGCAAGGGAGCACAAGAGAGCACGAGCAGGGACCCUGAGGCCAGAACCAACCAUGUCAAGGAAGGGUGCACAUCUGGUGGAGAAGCAAGCAAACUGGACAUAGAGAGUGCACUGGCCUGGCUGCGAAGGGAACUGAUGGAGAUGCGUUCUCAGGAUCAAGCCCUGAUUCGACAGCUGAUGGAGCUUCACUCAGGCAUCCAGGAGCUCAAGCAGGAGCUGAAUGAGGAGGAGCAAGAGGAGGAGACGUAUGAGGAAGAAGAGGAGGGGAGCUACUGGGACUCUGAGAGUGAACAAGGAAGCGGCAGUCUCUACUCCAGCUCAGUGGAGGGGGGCUUUUCCAUUUCCUGCCUAAAGAUGGCUCAGCAGCUUUAUUCGGGCACUCUAUCGAGGAGGAUGUUCUGCAGGAGAAGCUCUGUGCCUUAAAAAGUCAGACGAAUCUUUCAAAAAUGUGCCUUUUAAGGCAGUUAACAUAGACAAGGUGGAGUUCGGUGACCCCAUUUUCCACCGCUUCACUUAAGAAAAAAACAAAGCUUAAAGUCAGUUUAACUUACGGCUGCAUACAAAUUAGCCAACAAUGUCAUGGCUUAUACUUUAUUUUUAUUUUCAUAACACGAAUAUGACAUUGUAAAUGAAAAAAGGCACCUUAGACAAAAACAAAUGUUUUUUUGUUUUUUUGCAAAACAGGCUAAUUAGUAGUUGUGGGGCACAACAGCCAUGUUGUUUUUUUGUUUACUUGUUGUUGUUUUUUAGUGUCAAAACGUUGAGUAUAUCCAUAAAAAUACAUGCUGGUGAGUUAUAACACAAGUCAUCCACCUUCCAGUUCGAUUAAUAUUCAUAAUAAACACGUGUUUGUUUGAUUUUUCUGUACCAAGACGUAAGCUGGGAGUUUUAACAUUGGAGUCUAACAGGAUGAACUACUUUUGGAGUCACCCUCAAGUGGCCAUUAGAGGAACUGCUGUUUUUGACAGUUCUGUUUUGCCUAUAUUUUUCAGCCAUGAAUAAAUUAUCAUUUUAUUUGCAUAUUGCUUUUCAAAAUAAACAUCACAAAGUGCUUGACAACAAAAAGGAUAGAACAUCAAAACAAAACAAAAGACAGUAAAUGGAGUUUAAAAAGAUGAGUUUUUAGCUGUAUUUUAAGUCCGCACAUAUCAGAGUCUGGAGUCCACUGUCUCCUUUAAUUCUCAGCCUUUUAUGAUGCACAGCCAGCAGGUACUGAUCACAUGACCCCAGGCACCUGUUGGGUUGUAUGCAUGUAAAGGUUUACUGGUAUACUCUGGUGAGUGUCCAUGCAGAGCUCUAAGAGAUUAAAGAUUCUUGUUAAAACAAGAAUCUUAAAGUGGAGUGUGAAGUUGAUGGAACUAAAUUAACAGUGUGACAUGUGAGAUAUGAGUACACCCAGGUUUACUGAAGUCAUAGUUAUGUGAGUGGUUUUCUUACAGACUACUACAGAUUAAAUAAAAAAUAUUUAAUAUUUAAAGAGUAUGAUGUAGCAGGAAAAGUAGGAUUCAUGAAAUGCUGUCUGGAGUAUUUCAUUAGCCAAACUAAUCCAUCAAUGGCUGUAGCAUCAUACAGUAUAUGCAUUUCCAGUAUGUAUAUAUUGUUACUUUAUAUUUUAGUAUCUGUAUUAAACAAUGACCUAAAGGCAGUCUUUUGAAGCACUGUGUUAAAGAUAGUAAGAGUUUUCUCUGUCUAGACAAAUAUUAACAUGAAAAGUCACUGAUAUUUAUUCUGUCUGACCAGAAAUGUCAUUCAGUAGGUCAGCCUGGAGGUUGUUUUUUUAUAUCUCCGUGUGUCCAUUGUAACUGCAGAUAACUAUUCUGAUUUGACAUAUGAGUUUUUAAAAUGCUCUUACAUGUAGAUAAAGAUGGGCUUUUUUGUUUUUGUUUGGGAGUGACACAUGAAUGUAUUUAUUAACCAUUCCUGAAUUUUAUAGCACUUUUUAAAACAUGUACUGCAGUGGUUACAGUAUGCCAGCUAAAUAAAGACACAAAGA
Neolamprologus brichardi is the source of this 2287-nucleotide messenger RNA. RefSeq lists its product as uncharacterized. The record is from RefSeq and is a predicted model, not a curated record. Lineage: Eukaryota; Metazoa; Chordata; Actinopteri; Cichliformes; Cichlidae.